Molecule: messenger RNA, 845 nt
Organism: Dreissena polymorpha
Lineage: Eukaryota; Metazoa; Mollusca; Bivalvia; Myida; Dreissenidae
Product: cilia- and flagella-associated protein 95-like
Exons: 6
Coding region: 30-689 (219 amino acids)
Cellular component (GO): plasma membrane
Source: RefSeq, a predicted model, not a curated record
ACCUUGUUGCUAAGAAAGCGUAAUCAAUCAUGGCGGCAACGGGUGUCACUGGAGCUGCUGAUUAUUAUGAAAGAAAGGGAUCUCUUUUCUUGAGAUCUGAUCACAUGAACUAUGGAAGAGCAACAUUAAAUUCAAAUUGGCAUCAGGCAAGAGAAGCUGAACCAAAAGAUUAUGAUCUGAAUCAGCACGAUGAGAGAGAUUUGGGAAAAGCCACGUACAAAAGAAUUGGAAAUGUUACAAAUGGGACAUUACCAAAAACUACUUACCAAGAAUUUGCUGAUCAAACAAAAUUAAAAAAGGAUUUCACGGAACAAGAAGUUCGGAAGGCAAUGGUUAACCUUGAUACAUUAGAUCAUGUAGAUAUGGAAAGAGAAAUCGGUGCUCCCAAGCAUGGCUUUGGGUCUGUACUGCCACGACACAAUCCUGACUAUAACAAGCACUAUCUUGACAGCACCCACAGAUCAGACUUCAAACCCCCAAACCCAAACUAUGUGCCAGUACCAGAAUGUCCGCCAGACUUUGAGGAUAAAUCUGCUGCCUACAGGAAGUGUAUAUCACAAUUUACGGACACUGCCGAUUACCGACGCCCUGGUCGCAAUACCUGGCAAGAUGAGUCCGGGAUCUAUGCCAAUUCUCAUUACAAGCGGGAGGUAUUUCAACCUACCCAGACCAUCCCACCUCAGAUCUAAAAUACUGUUGAUGAACUUAUAUAUUUUAUGUCUAAAAAAUGUGUCAUUUUCAUACCAGAAGCAUUAAUAAUUUUUUUAACUUAUUUUUUUUACAGAAAAAAAUAUUUGUGAAUUUAUGUUGUGUGUGAUUUUAAUGAAAUAAAUCAUUUUUUGUAA